AUGUCCUCGGGCGCCAAGCGGCUGGUGCAGUCGCUCCGGGGCCGCAGCGGGGGUAGGAGCGGCGGCGGCGGCGGCGGCCGGACCGACGGCGACGGGGGCGGGGGCGGCGGCGGGCCCACCACCAGCGCUACCCGUCUCUGCCACUACGAUAGCGGCCACGAGCUCGACGAGAUCUCCGUCGUAGGCGGCGCCAGAGGGAACGAGGGGCUCACCACUCCCACCACCCCCUGCCACUGUAGCAUCCUGAAAUACGACAGCAGACAGACGCUCUACAGCAUCGCCGGCUCCGUGCCCCCCGCGCCGGCAGCCCCCCUCCACAGGAGCGUCCCUGCCGGCGUCGCGACGCCAGGUGGCCACGUGGGCAUCGGCAGCGACCGGCUGAGCGAGGGCUCGGUGACGGCCCUGGUGUACACCGGCGAGCGGCUUCGAGAAAGGGCCGAUAGGGCCGACAGAAGCGAUAGGGUCUCCAGAGCCGGAGAUGGCAGGGGACCUGGGCGGGAUCGAGAAGAGGACUCGAAGAGUGUGGAGAACAUCUCCAGGAGUGGCAUUCCCUCCAGGCAGAGUCUUCUGGAUCUCGUCAGCAGCAAGCUCAUGGGGCGGCACACGCCCACCCAUCACUACUACCAUCAGCAGCAGCAGCGCUUCUUCAGCUCGUCGCGAGACUCCCUGCACGCGGCUUACGUGAACCGCGGGGCGAGCGAGCUCGACCUGAGUCGCAAGUCGAGGCGCAAGGACCACCUGAGGGGCAGGUUCAAGCUGCCCAACGCCAUCGCCCUGGCCUCCUCGCGCGACCAGUCGCACCUGCACACGCCGGUCUCCAUCAACCAUCUCAACAGCAACAGCAGCUGCAACGGGACCGAAACAAGGUAUACAGCCCAGCAGCAGCAACAGCAACGGGGCAGUCGAGGAUAUCCCGGUCAGCCAGGAUCGCGAGGGUUUCGCACGGGGGCUCCCAAUUGGUCCUUCGUCUUCGAUCCAGCGGGAAGACUCUGCUACUAUUGGUCCAUGGUGGUGUCACUUGCCUUCCUCUACAACUUUUGGGUCAUCAUCUAUAGGUUCGCCUUCCAGGAGAUUAACGGCGAGACUCUCGUGGUGUGGUUCUGCUUGGACUAUCUGUCGGACCUGCUCUACUUGGUCGACAUAGUCUUUCACUUUCGUACCGGGUACCUCGAGGACGGCGUUCUGCAAACCGACGCCACCAAAUUGAGGCAUCACUACAUGAACAGCACCACGUUUUACAUAGACUGCCUGUGCCUGCUGCCCCUCGACUUUUUAUACUUAUCUAUAGGGUUCAACAGUAUACUGCGAAGUUUUAGGCUCGUUAAAAUUUACCGGUUCUGGGCGUUCAUGGACCGGACCGAGCGACACACGAACUAUCCGAAUUUAUUUCGCUCCACGUCACUGAUACAUUACUUGCUGGUGAUCUUUCACUGGAACGGGUGCCUCUAUCACAUUAUUUAUAAGAACAACGGUUUCGGGAGCAAGAAUUGGGUCUUCGCCGACUCGGAGACGGCGGACGUUGUCAAGCAGUAUCUGCAGAGCUAUUACUGGUGCACGCUGGCUCUGACGACCAUCGGCGACUUGCCCAGACCGAGAAGCAAAAGUGAAUACUUGUUCGUGAUAGCUCAGCUGCUUUUUGGUCUGCUCCUGUUCGCCACGGUGCUUGGCCACGUGGCUAACAUCGUCACUUCCGUCAGCGCGGCCCGGAAGGAGUUUCAGGCUAAACUCGACGGCGUGAAGACAUACAUGAGGAUGCGGAGGGUGCCAAAUCAUCUCCAGGUAAAGGUGAUCAAAUGGUUCGACUAUCUAUGGCUGACACAGAAAUGCUCCGACGAGGAGAAAGCAGUCAGCUGUCUUCCCGACAAGCUGAAAGCGGAAAUCGCCAUAAACGUCCAUCUCGACACGCUGAGGAGAGUAGAAAUCUUCCAAAACACGGAGGCUGGGUUCCUGUGCGAGCUCGUCCUCAGACUGCGACCCGUACUCUUCUCACCUGGUGACUACAUCUGCCGCAAAGGUGAGGUGGGAAAGGAGAUGUACAUAGUGAAUAGGGGUCGGCUCCAGGUGGUGGCGGACAACGGCAAGACGGUCCUCGCCACUCUGAAGGCGGGCUCGUACUUCGGCGAAAUCAGCAUUCUCAAUAUGGGGACUGCAGGUAAAGAGUGCGGUAAUCGCCGGACAGCCAGUGUACGAUCAGUUGGCUAUUCCGACCUCUUCGUGCUCAGCAAAAAGGACAUGUGGGACGUUCUGAAGGAGUAUCCUGCAGCCAGGGUACGGCUGGAGGCCAUUGCCGUCAAAAGGCUGGAAAAGUACAAGAGAGCUCCCCUCGAGAAAGCCGCUAUGGGGAGAUGCCAGAGUACGCCGGGGCUGGUGGAGUCCCGGGGGCGUAUCCCCCUGGAGGAGAUGUGGAUCGCGCCGAUCGACAUCCGGGGAGCCCAUCCUUACUCGGUGGGACAUUCCCUCUUCUCGCCCAGCCCUAGCCCCUUGACCGCGAGGGGACUUCAAACGGGAGGGAACAACGACAACAUCGCCAGGAGUAUGGACAGCCCCAUGAGCGCCACCAGCAGCGGACAGAGCAGCGAGGACCCCACCGCCAAGGCGCCGCAAUCCGCCGCCACUCAACUGUCAACCGGUAGACAGUCCUCUCAUUCUGGUAUGACGUGUAACAGCAUGACGCAGCUGAUGAGCGAGGGGGCAACGCCGUUGCUAGGGACGCACGAGGCGCUGCUGGCGGAGAUCAAGUGGCUGAGGGAGCGACUGGUGUGCCUGGAGUCGGAGAACGCGGCGAUGAGCGUGAAACUGAACCAACAGCAAGUGGAGGUGGAGCACCGGCUAGCGGAGAUCGAGAUGCAGAUCUGCGGAGCGAGCUCGACGUCCAGCCAGGAGGACAACGAGCGGAACCGCGAGAGCAUCAUUUAACGAGAGACCACGCCGCGAGAGCGCGG
Orussus abietinus is the source of this 2942-nucleotide messenger RNA. RefSeq names its product cyclic nucleotide-gated cation channel alpha-3. The coding region runs from base 1 to 2916 and encodes 971 amino acids. Gene Ontology annotation, biological process: potassium ion transport; monoatomic cation transmembrane transport. The transcript has 13 exons. Lineage: Eukaryota; Metazoa; Arthropoda; Insecta; Hymenoptera; Orussidae. The record is from RefSeq and is a predicted model, not a curated record. Gene Ontology annotation, cellular component: plasma membrane; intracellular cyclic nucleotide activated cation channel complex. Gene Ontology annotation, molecular function: intracellularly cGMP-activated cation channel activity; intracellularly cAMP-activated cation channel activity; cGMP binding.